Messenger RNA from Caenorhabditis auriculariae, 5732 nucleotides. The record is from the annotation of a GenBank genome assembly. Lineage: Eukaryota; Metazoa; Nematoda; Chromadorea; Rhabditida; Rhabditidae.
AUGAGAAGGAGGGACGAUUGGGGCCAAAAUCUACGUGUACAUAGACGUGGCUAUGCGCCGUCAGCGUUGCGAGUGCUCUCGCCGUCUGCGACCUGCACAUUUGGGUCAGGGACGCCGAGUGCACCAAUCGCCGCUCGCCGAAUGUUCUGGCGAUUGCCGAAAAUACCACGUCGACUUACUUGUCGGCGGGGAAUCUACCAAAUAUAGGUCAUGGAUUUGCUUCAAGAAAAGAGUCGGUAAUCAAUAAUUUGAAUGUUUCAUACGCUCAAUUAAAAAAUUAAUUGAAAAAUUUUUUUCUAACUUUUAGAAAAUUUAACAAAUAUUCAUUUCUCACUGGCAAAAACUGACCAAAAACAAUUAUGAUUUCAAAAUUGGGGGAUAAAAAUCUUUUUUGGAACAGUUGGAGCCGCUCUAUUCACACAAGGUUGGAAAUUUUCAAAAUAGGGAGGAAACGCCUUUCUACUUUUUCUGAAGAAAUAUAAUUUUUUUUCAAACAAAAAAAUUUGAAAUGUAUCCGUAAGAAUUAAAAUCGUUCCCUUCCAGGUAAAAUUGACGCUUUAACCAAAAAAAUUCCGGUCGCCCCAAAAAUGUAGAAUUUAGGAAAAAAAUCAUUAAAAUAAAAAUACGAAUUGCGAGAAAUGAUACGAUAUCAAGUUUUGUUUUUUUGAGUUUGAUUUCGGCAAAAACUGGAAUUUUUCACUAAAAAUAUCAAAAUGAUUAAAAAAAUUCUUUCCGCAAAAGUUAAAAAAAUUCUAAAAAAACUUUGAUUGUUAACAAUUGAUGGGAUUAUAAAAAAAACAUCAUUUUUCUGAAAUGUCAAAGUAGAGAAAAAAAACGCGUUGAGAAAAAAAAAAGCGACGGUAACUAAGGCACAAAAUGAUCAACCAAUGCGGCUUUUAUCCAACAAAGCCCGAGAGAAGUCGACGUGUCAGCAGAAUUUCACAAUAUCGGCUUUCAAAAUACAUGGUCUGAGGCGUUGUGAAACGCGAUAAAUCGAGCCAGUUGGGAGAUUUCAAAAAUUUAAUGAGGAAAACACAAAAGAGGGACAUUUUAUUAACAGCUUCGUUAGAGAAAUUCAGUAGAAGGUACUUCUAUUGGCUCGAAGCCGGAAACGUGCUUUUAACGGGUUUCUUCCUUAUAUAGAUACUGAAAAGCGUAAUCAUAAUCGUCUUCCGAUGUUUUGCAAGACCAAAAAGAUUAUCAAAAAUAAUGAAAAACCUGUUUUUUUGCGUUUCAUUCAAACUCAUGAUCAAAAAUCUACAAAAGUUUCCGUUUUUUUGCAAUGAGAAACAAAAAGAACAAUGGUUAAUAAAAAAACACCAAAAAAAUUAAAUAACCUUCUCCAGAAACAGCAAAAACUCGAAAUGGAUUUUUCUUUCGAUUCCAAUCUGAAAAUUCGAAUUGCGUGCAAGUGUGUACAUCCAAUGCGCAUUUCACGACAUUGUGAUUGAUUUUUUUCGUUCUCGAGGCUUCUUUUUUUCAAACUUUAUUUUUUUAAAAUCUACUCCAGUUUUGAGGCUGGGCCAUAUUUAUAGAAGAGCUCCAGAAGACUAACACAUAUUGAUUAUUUUUUUACUACAUCUUUUUUUCGCAAUUGAAGAUUUUUUUCAGUAGUGUCAAGUUUCGAAUGCGCAGUUAUUUAUUUUUUUCAUUUUCAUUCUUCAUGAAGUUAUCUCCAAAAUCCACCAUUUGUCUCUACGGGUCAGUUUUUUUCUCUAAAAAAAUAAAGAAAAAUCGAAGAUUUCAGGAUGACUCUAGAAGAAAUAUAGUUAUCAGUAAUUUUGGUUACGGUCCAAAUGGAACGAUCGACAUUGGAAUCACCAAUUUCACAGUUCCGGAUAAAAUAAAAGACAGCGUCGACUCUACUGAAAACGCCGAUAAAUUAGUGAGUUGAAAAUUAUUUUAAUGAAGUCCAAUUCAAUUGGUUUGAGGGAGUCAUUGGAUUUUCACUUUCCCGUGGAUCGGAAAUUUCGCAUGGUGUGGGUUCGAAUCCGCACGUAUGCCAGCUUCAGGUUGUUAAUUAGCUUUAAAUUUUGGUAGUUGAUGAAAAUCAAUACAAUAGCGGAGAUUGUAACUCUAGUAAGUGGAAAAAAAAACCAAUUCAUAGCAAGACCACGUAGUUUCAAAUAGUUACAAAGGUAUUUGGGAAAUUUUAACAUUUCUAAAUCAAAAUCACGUUCUGAAAAAUCUGAGAAGUUUCAUCGAAAUCUUAACCAGCCACCUUUUGCAAUUUCCUUGUAAAGAGUGAAGAAUUUUAAAAUUUUAGCAAACAGAUCAAGGCUUCGAUGCUAUAUUUCUUUUUGCUGAUUUGCCCAACAAACGGUUGCGGGUGUACCGUUCUGGCGUCGGAAGAUUCAUACGCCUGUGUCCAAACCAUAAUGAGUGAGAAUAUUUUUUCUCUCGGCAGAAUUCAUAUUUUAAAUUUAGAUGUGCUCUAGGUGAGGCCCUGCGGAGGCCAAAAGCUGAAGAGUUGAAUAGCACAGAACAGGUCAGUCAAUAUUAUCUUUGACAGGGAUUUAGAAACUACGAAAGGGUCCCCAUAGGGUCAACCAUAGAAGCUGCUUCACCUCUCCCUCUAGGGGCCACUCAAACUUGCAAAAGUUUUCCCUAGAGAGGAUUUAGUUAGUAGCCCCUAUAAAAGACAUGCUGGUCAAUUAUUGUUACGAUCUCAGUGAAAUGAUCUGGAUGAUCAACUUGGUCAAGUUGUUUUUCUCAGUUUUUGAAUUUGAACAAAAAAUUAAAAAACCUUUUAAGGAUCACUUGAACUCUAGGGGUUUAGAAGUCGGACAAUAAACCCCUAUAAAAACCACCUUAAUUUCACCUCUAAACGGUUUUUUUUUCGACUCCUAUAAAAACUGUUUUUGGUGGCCAAUUUAAGGACCACUUUUUCCUUUUCAAGGAUGUUUCUCCCUUUUUUCUUUUUACAUAGAAUGAAAGUUAUGCGCAGGUUCAAACUCCCAAAGUUUUUGAUAGCAGCAAAAAAAAAGCAAUCUUUCAAAAUAUUUUAGACAUCCAAUUCAGUUUCAGACAGAGAAGAAGAACGACAAAGGCUGGUUCGGAAACUUCUUUCGAAAACUUCUACCAGUGGGGGCAGUUGAUGUCGCCUAUGACAAUUACAUUCCUCUGGAAAUCAAAAACUCGAACCAGUUUUCAACAAAUGUAACUUUUUUUUAAUUGCUUUGUAUAAUCAAAAACCACUGAACCUAUAUCAAAAGAUUUUCCGCAGAAUCUUUCUUUUUUUAAGCUCAACCUCCGGCAAACUUUUUGCGGCCUUUCCUUCUUUAAUUUAUUCCAUUGUGGUCAAAAUGUCUUCAGAAAAUUUAUUUGAAGUUUUCGUUCUAUAAAGAGGACGAUUUUUGAGCUAGCUUUAUUAAUUUAGUUUUACGGAUUUAUUUGUUAGUUUGAAGUGUUCGGAAAAUGUUGAAUUUCCUCCCUAUUUUUCGAGAGUGAAAGAAAAAAUUUUAGUUCUACUUCAAAUUUCACUUAACCAUGCACUGGAAUAGAACAUAAAAAAACUAAAAAAAUUUUUUUUAAUUUCGACAAUAAAAAAAGACAAAUUACAUGGAAAGCUCUAAUUUUUUUCAGAUUUCUAUUCGAUUUGAUGGCAAAAUCAUGGGUGAUUAUUAUUUCAUAUUUCACAAUUGCUACAACUACCGCGCUCACGGUUACAGGUAACUUUAACGAAUUUUCAAAGAAAUUUCACUUUUCGCAAGAUUCCUCGCAGAAGUUUUUGAAACUACAAAGGCAUAUUUUCUGUUAUUCUGAAAACUAAUUAAAUAAGUGUUCCAUUGAGGUUUGUCAAAAACAUAUGUUUCAAUUUUCAGUGACCGGGUUGCCGUGGACUUCACUGUGGACAUGAUUGAACGGAAUGUUCAUUCAUAUCUGUCGAUCAAUGAAAUUCCCAAACCACAAGUUCUUCUCUACGUCUCCAUGCUGUUCUUUUUCACCGCAUUUUUCUGGGCACAUCGUCUUUGCAUUGCUGAGUGAGCAACCUUAUCAAUUUCAACCCUUAAUUUUCAUUGAAAUUACAGAAAACGAGACGUUUACCGUGUACACUACCUAAUGGCAAUUCUGGUGUUCCUCAAAGCGUUUUCUUUACUUUUCCACGGCGUGAAUUACUACUUCGUCAGUAAAUACGGACACCAACGAGAGAUUUGGGCUGUGGUUUAUUAUAUAACUCAUUUGUAAGUUUUGGUAGGACUUGAAAUACUGUGUAAUUUUUUUCAGGUUGAAAGGAGCGUUGCUGUUUGGAACGAUUAUUUUGAUUGGUACGGGUUAUACUUUCAUGAAGAAUUUCUUGUCCGACAGAGACAGAAAAGUAUUUAUGGUGGUUUUGCCGUUUCAGGUGUGUUUUAUUUUCGAAGUUUAAAAUUCAGAUUUAGGGAAAUUUGGUAGAGACAUAUCUUUUUUUUUUCGGUUCAAAAUUUGAUGGAACUUGGCGGAAAUAUAUUUUGAGAUUUUUUAAAGUUAACUUUUCUAAAAUUUUUCCACUUUUCCUUUUUUUAAUCCGUUCAGAAACAUUCGAAUUUUUUUCGAAAAAUUAGAGAAAAAAAUUUUUGAAAAAUCUCAAAAAAAUUUUUUUCAAAGGGAAUCAGUAAAACUUAAAACAUAAUUAAUAAAUUUUUUUAAUCAAAAAAAUUUUUCCUUUAAAAAUAAACGCCCUACAAAAACAAUUCCAUAAAAAAACAGUCCAAAGUAAGUUUUUUUCAAUUCCAGGUUCUGGAUAACAUUUUUCUGAUAAUCCUGAGCGAGAGUGAAAUUGGACAAGAAAGUCAUCAAAUGUGGCUGAAACUUUUUGUUUUCUUGGAUAUUUUAUGCUGCUUUGCUGUUCUUCUACCAAUUGUUUGGUGAGAAAAAAUGUCGAAAAAAAAAAAUUCAUUUUGAUUGUUUUGAGGUCUAUCCAACAUCUUCACGCCGGUGCUAGCAGCGACGGAAAAGCUGCUUUCAAUUUGGCAAAACUCCGCCUUUUCAGGCAAUUUUACAUCCUUGUCAUUGCCUACAUCUACACAACUCGACUUUUUUCCGUUAUGUUAAAGGUUGGUUUCUCUAGAACUGAGAAUAUUUUAUAUUUUUUGCAGGUUUUGUUACCGGCCAAGGCUGAUUGGGUGGUGCUGGCCGUGGUAGAAUUGGUCACUUUCUUGUUUUUCGUUGUUGUUGGAAUGAAAUUCCGUCCAGGAGUGGCAAAUCCGUACCUGAAGCUGGCCACAGAAGAGGACGACGAUCAAGAUGGCAUAGCGUAAGAUUUAUGUUUUCAAUCCAUACAUGAAGACUGAAAGUCGAAAACCGCUCCCCGAAAUAACCUCUUUCUAUGGACCUCAGAUAAAGUCCUUUUGCGAUCAUUCAAUUUUUUUAAUGAAUUUUAUUGUUUGAAGGCCUGAAAUAUAGAAAAAAAGGAAAAAGAUAGGCUUUUUGGCAAUGAGGCUGCAUAGUGAGAAAAAAAUUUUUUUCAACAAAUUCUUUAUUUUUUUCUCGUUUCAAUUCCAUCUCUUUGUAAAUUAUUACAAACAAACGAAAUCAGCCGGCAGAUAAAAAUUAAAGUUUUUACAAACUUUUUUUCAUCUCCUUCAAAUAUUUUUUUCAUUUAAUUUGAGCUUUUUAUUUAUGACUUUUUUUACAGAUUGACCAAAAAAACGGCUUGUUGGAAGGAGUACUCAACCGCAACGAACACCGCGACUCUUCAGAUUCCGAACAUUCCCAAGAUGAUGUCUUCAAAUUUUUCCACAAAAAGAUGA